Messenger RNA from Lodderomyces parapsilosis, 2049 nucleotides. It is a transcript of the gene KIP2, whose product is annotated as Kip2p. The record is from RefSeq and is a predicted model, not a curated record. Gene Ontology annotation, biological process: microtubule-based movement. Gene Ontology annotation, molecular function: microtubule motor activity; microtubule binding; ATP binding. The transcript has a single exon. Bases 1 to 2049 code for a protein of 682 amino acids. NCBI's taxonomy places the organism in Eukaryota, Fungi, Ascomycota, Pichiomycetes, Serinales, Debaryomycetaceae.
AUGUCAUACAAAACACCAAUGAGAACAAGGUCAUCCUUGGGUAACUCAUCCAGCGCGUCAGUUUCGUCAGCACCAACACCUACGCGAUCAUCUUCAUCUAUUAAAUCAACGUUUCGUCCUCCAUCAAGGCCAACUAUGAUUCGAUCAUCCUCACCCGUUUUGCAGCAUCAGCAACAGCCUAGGUCCAGACCAGGCUCAUCCCUUGCCACAAGUCGCCCUGGGACACCAGUUAAUUCAGGAAGUUACUAUCGUCAAGAACCAUAUACUGGUACUAUAACUGUAUCUAUCCGUCCCAAUCCUCAAUCUUUUACCCAAGGUGCUCAGCAAAAUUGGCAUAUAAAUUCUUACAACAAUAGCAUAUCCCAUGCGGAUGGGAGCUGUUUUGUCUUUGAUAACGUGUUUGAAAAUGAUACAUACCAGAACAACAAUUACCAAGUGUAUUUAAAAGCUUGUAAACCAAUAGUUGAAAAAUUUCUUGAUGAAGGUUACAAUGGGACUGUUUUUGCGUAUGGUAUGACUGGGUCGGGCAAAACAUAUAGCAUGAAAGGAAACGAGGAAGAAUCCGGGUUUGUUGAAUUAGCAGUGAAUGAUUUGUUUGACAAAAUUUCUCAAAUGGGCGCUAUGGUAAAGCAUCAGAUAAAUGUAUCAUAUCUUGAAAUAUACAAUGAGCGUAUCAUUGAUUUGCUAAAUGCAGGCAAUAGUCCCACAAUGACAAGCAGUGACUUGAAGAUAAGAGAUGAUCCUGAUUACGGUGUGAAAGUGAUUGGUUUGACUACUCCGACAGUGUCAUCAAAAGAACAACUACUCUCAUUAAUCAGGAAAGGUGAUCUCAAUCGAAAAACAAGUGCCACCGAUUUUAAUGCAAGAUCUUCAAGAUCGCAUUCAAUAUUACAGAUUAGAUUAAAGGUUGUCAAUGAUGUUACCAAUUGCGAAACCACAUCCACAUUGUCGAUGUGUGACUUGGCAGGUUCGGAACGGGCAUCUUCAAGCUUAGAAAGGAGAAAAGAAGGAUCCUACAUCAAUAAAUCGUUAUUGGCUUUGAGCAAUGUCAUCAACAAGUUAUCAGCAUCCUCGCAUGGCGUUGUAGAUCAUCAUAUAAGCUACAGAGACUCAAAAUUGACCAGGCUUUUGCAGCCUGCUUUAAGUGGAAGGAGUUUGGUGCUGAUAUUGUGUACAAUUCAUAUGGGUUGUGGUAGUAAUGCCAUCGCACAACAAGCUGUCUCUGAAACCUACAAGACUUUGAGAUUUGCCGCUAGGGCAAAGGAUAUUGUCAUUAAUGUCGAAAAGAACGUUGGAAGGGGCAUUGAAUUAAGUGAUCCAGAAACUACGAAGUUAAUACAAGAGUUGAAUAAUACGAUUGAGCAACAGAGGCAGGAUUUGUUGAUGUUGAAGUCAAAUGGGUGUUCCGGGAAUGCCCUGAAUCUGAAUGCCUCGAUUAACUCAUUAAGAGCAGAGACUAGUGUGCUAUUGGAAAAAAUCAGUCAUCUUACUCGACUCACGGAUUUGCAAAAGACAGAAACUGUAAUUGUCAAGGAUAGUGCACUAAAUGAUAUUAUUGGUUCCGGUACAGACAAUGCCCAACUCUAUGUGGCCAAUAUAGAGGAGUUCUACAAACGCAUGACUCAUGAGAGAAAUGAAUAUGACAAUUAUAUUGCUCAUCUCGAACACCAGUUGAAGAUGGCAUAUGCCAAGAAUGCAAAUCACAACACGUCUAAUUCAGAAAAUAGCGAAUUGAUGGACGUGCUCAAAGAGCAAGAAGAGGAGAUACUACAGCUCAAAGAAACAAUCAAAGACAAGGAUCAUAUAAUACGAAGCUUUUCGAAGACUUCUAGGUUGCGGAAGUUGGUGGAGUCUAAUGUUAAAGCAAACGUUUCGAUAAACAAAUUAAACUACACCACCAUGGAUCAAGAUUACAAACGCUCAAUGGGAAUUCACAGUCAAGACAGUGAUGUUUCUAUGGAUAAGGAGAAUGAACUUGGUAGUGCGUAUGAUUUCUCAAUGGGACCGAAGAAAGCACGAGCAAGUUUUGAUCUCAUGCAAACGCUAUGA